UGUGUGUGUGCUAGGGUGUGCUAUCAGCGGCAGGUUUCCUGGAGCCCAGUAGCUGUACAGCAGCGGACCAGUGUGGAAGUUGGAUCAUGAUGGUGAGCGUGGUGCUGGGCAGCUUCCUGGCAGCGCUGCUGGCUCUAGUUUUCUACCAGAGGCUGACUUAUCCCUUCUUCUGGGUGGAUUUGAUGUACUACUUUAAACUUCGGAGCUACCGAAAGACGUCGCAGGCUCGCAUGCAGCAGGGGAUCAUCACGUACCUCGACUGUUUCCUCUAUCAGGCGAGAAGGAAGCCGAACAAACCCUUCAUUAUCUUCGAGGAGCAGACCCUCACAUACCGGGACGUGGACAUCAGGAGUAACCGCUUUGCCAACGCGCUGCGAACGGAGAUCGGUGUGAAGAAAGGAGACAUUGUGGCUCAGUUGAUGUGCAACGAACCGGACUUUGUGUGUGUGUGGUUGGGAUUAUGCAAACUGGGCUGUGAAAUCGCUUUUCUGAACGUCAACAUUAAAGCCAAGUCUCUGCUCCACUGCCUACAAAGCUGCGGGGCGAAGACGCUCGUUGUCGGGGCAGAUUUGGUGCAUUUGGUGGAGGAGGUGCUACCUGAUUUGAAGAAAGACAACAUGGCUGUGUGGGUGGUAGAUCACACAUCACCAUCCGAGGAUGUCAACAGUUUAUUGGAUAAGGUGGAACACAUGUCUGGAGAAACCUUAAGUGAACUUCCUAAAGUUGACAUCAUGUCAAACUUCCUCUUCAUUUUUACUUCGGGCACUACAGGUCUCUCGAAGGCAGCCCGCAUAGGACACCUGAAAGCCAUAGUGAGUAUGGCCUUCUUCGCAGUGUGUGGAGCAACAUCUGAUGACAUCAUCUACAUUACUCUUCCUCUUUACCACAUGUCUGCUUCCCUGUUGGGAGUUGGAGGAUGCAUAAACCUUGGUGCAACUUGUGUGUUAAAAAAAAAGUUUUCUGCCAGUCAGUUUUGGAAGGACUGUGUGAAACACAAUGUGACUGUGGUGCAGUACAUUGGAGAGCUCUGUCGAUACCUGGUCAAUCAUCCUGUGAUUCCAGAGGAGAGCGCUCACAGGGUCCGGCUGGCAGCAGGAAGUGGUCUCAGAUCAGAUGUUUGGAAGAAGUUUACCAACCGCUUUAAAAGAAUAAAGAUCAGAGAGGGUUAUGGCCUGACUGAGGCCAGUAUCGGAUUUCUCAACUACACAGAUGAGGUCGGACCGAUUGGGAGGGCAAGCUAUUUCAACAAGCUUUCUAUGCCAUUUGAGCUCCUUCGAUAUGAUCCCCAAUCAUACGAGCCAGUCAGAGCAGACUCUGGAAUAUGCAUACGAGCACAAAAAGGAGAGGCAGGGAUCCUGGUAGCCCCUCUGACAGCUAUGAACCAGUUUCUGGGCUAUGCUGGAAACAAGGUCCAAUCAGAGAAGAAGCUGCUCAGGAAUGUGUUUAUAGCUGGCGACGUCUAUUUCAACACUGGAGACCUACUUCUCCAUGAUCACAGAGACUUUCUGUACUUCCAUGACCGCAUCGGAGACACCUUCCGGUGGAAAGGAGAGAACGUGUCCACCACCGAGGUGGCAGAAGUUUUAGGUCUUGUUGAUUUUAUCAAGGAGGCCAAUGUGUAUGGAGUCACUGUACCAGGAUACGAAGGUCGUUCAGGUAUGGCGGCUGUUGUCCUGAAACAUGAACACAAAUUAAAUGGAGCAGAACUCUACCACUGUUUAGUCAGAGCACUUCCUGCAUAUGCCUGGCCAUGGUUUCUCAGAAUACAGACCUCUCUGGAUGUGACUGAGACGUUCAAACAGCAGAAGACAAAGCUGGUCCAGGACGGCUUUAAUCCUGAUAUCACCGAGGACCUAGUGUAUUUCUUAGAUGUCUCUCAGAAGGACUAUAUACUCCUGACUGCAUCCAUGCAUCAAGAUAUUGUGUCAGGAAAGAUCAUUUUAUAAAAGUUUUAAGACAAUUUACUUCAAGAGAACUGAUCACCUGUGUCAUGGCCACAUUUCAAUUGGUCUCUGCUUUGAACCCGUAUGAAAAAAUCAUCCAACGAUUUGAAAUUAUUUUUCAGAGUCUUCAAGUAUUUAGUAAUCAUUAUUGAAUCAUCAACCACAGUAGCCUUAACAAAUACAAUUGAUAAGUGUUUCAAGGGAAAAUACUUUUAUUAAUAAUUGCACAUUUUAUAUAUAUUGGCUACAGCCUUGUUGAACUCGACACAAAGAGAAGCAGGUCUUUCGUAUGUAGGAGCAUUUUCUAGUUCUAUUUCUGUUAUUUUGUAAGUAAGCCUCCAUUUGAAUUGUUUAAAAAUUUUCUCUGUCUUGAUAAAUGUAGUGUCAUAUCUACACUUAUAUCCACAGUAAUAACUCAGUCAGUAAAACAAAAGUCAUGCCCUACUGUACUUUACUCUCUCUUUUUAACCGAAAUGUUGUUUUCAGUUACGUAUACCUAUACCUGUAUUCACUUACAAAAUGUGCAUGUGGAAAUGCUUACAAAAUGUAUAAUUUGUGUGUGUGUAAUAGUAGUAGUAAGUGAUCACGCUCUGUCCUGAUUGAGUUUCAUUGAUGUGGUGUACGGUGCCGAAACAAAAAGUCAUACAAGCAAAAUCAUCGUAAUUGGAGUAAUUUGCUGAGUGAAAACAGUAUUUAGGUUCAAAUGAGAACCUCAGAGAAACAGUAUGACUGUUGUUGUACUGAUGGCGCUUUGCUGAAUUAUCUUGAAUGCUAUUACACUCCCAUUCCCCCUCAGGGUAUUUUUCCCACGAUUCAUUUAGGUCAUACUACUACUGGCCACGACCACUAUUUGAAUGAUUUUUAUUUUCGUUGCAGCCCUUAUUUAAUGCUGAUUUCCCCUCUUCUUAGAACAAUGGGAUUGAUAUAUUUGUACUUAUUUAGUAUAAAAUAGCAUCAGUAUAUAUCAUACCUUAUCAUUACAAAAGAGUAAACAGAACUAAUAUUGUAAGUAGUGGUCAAUUCCCCAGAAUUGACCACUACUUUGAGCAAAUUGUAAAGGAAAAUAGAGUAGAAAGACUGAUAUCUCUAACUAGUUUCACCUGAAUCACUGUGUAAGUGUAAUAUUAUAUAUGAUUACCCAUAACAAAAACAUGUUGGUUUUUUUACACAUUAUCAAAAAAUUUUAAUUAAAACAAGGACAUACUGAUGGUGACAAGAUAAGUAUUAUUAAUUUUAUAAGAGCUAGAAAUAAUAAACGGAGCAAGUUAGACAAACAGAUUGAACAGACAUGUUUGGUAUUUUUCUUGCUUUCAGAUUUUUACUGUAAUAUAGUUUAAAUAAACAAAUGUAACUAUUUACCCUGCUCUUAUUCACAUCGGUAACCAUGCACAUUACAGCUGUAUCAUAUAGUAGAUUAUGAUCUACUGGACAUUUAACUUAAUUUGUACAUCUUUUGACUCAAAUUUCACCAAAUGUGUCCUGUUAUUUACCUGCACAUGCAGGUCCUUUUUCAUGUUAAGAGGAUUUAGUGGAAUAAACAUUAAUGUUUCAUGGCAAA
Messenger RNA from Pleuronectes platessa (European plaice), 3501 nucleotides. RefSeq names its product long-chain fatty acid transport protein 2. Lineage: Eukaryota; Metazoa; Chordata; Actinopteri; Pleuronectiformes; Pleuronectidae. The record is from RefSeq and is a predicted model, not a curated record. Gene Ontology annotation, molecular function: long-chain fatty acid-CoA ligase activity; long-chain fatty acid transmembrane transporter activity. Bases 87 to 1946 code for a protein of 619 amino acids. The transcript has 10 exons.